Messenger RNA from Misgurnus anguillicaudatus (oriental weatherfish), 2032 nucleotides. Its product is annotated as eukaryotic translation initiation factor 3 subunit J-B. NCBI's taxonomy places the organism in Eukaryota, Metazoa, Chordata, Actinopteri, Cypriniformes, Cobitidae. Gene Ontology annotation, biological process: cell-matrix adhesion. Gene Ontology annotation, molecular function: translation initiation factor activity. The record is from RefSeq and is a predicted model, not a curated record. Gene Ontology annotation, cellular component: cell surface; cytoplasm; eukaryotic translation initiation factor 3 complex.
AGGGCGCUGUGACGCAGUUGUGAGCCGACUCUUGUGCUCUGGUAUCCCGGUAUCAUGAUGAAGACAGAGAGCGUGUACAUCAGCGCACAUGCUUUCCCUCAGCUAAUACUUUAACUAACUCACACUUAGCCAAGAUGGCGGAUUCCGACUCUUGGGACGCUGACAACUUCGAGCCGAUUGCGCCGAUCAGAGACGCUGCCGGGCGGCUGGAUAGAUGGGAAGGCGAGGACGAGGAGGAAGACGUGAAGGAUAACUGGGAUGAAGAGGAGGAGGAGGAGAAGAAGAAGGUAGAAGAGAUCAAACCAGUUGUGAAACCUCCUGAAAAGAAGAAAUUAAGUGCAAAAAUAAAAGAGAAGGAAAACUUGCAAAAGAAAAAGCAAGAAGAGUUGCAAAAUAAUGAAACAGAAAUAAAUGAAACGCUAUCGCCAGAAGAGCAGCUUGCAGAAAAGCUUCGAGUGCAGAAGCUGCAGGAGGAGGCAGAUCUGGAGUUGGCCCGUGAGGCUUUCGGUAUUGAUUCUGUUAAUACUGUUAAUAAUACAAACAAUGUCUCUGGAAUUGAAGCCAUGUGCCCCUCAUCCAAAGAAGAUUUUGUUGCGUUUGAAAAAUUACUGAAAGAUAAGAUAACACAGUUUGAAAAAUCAGUGCAUUAUUCCAGCUUUUUGGAGUCACUGUUUCGAGACCUUUGCAUUUCGUUGGAAGUAGAUGACCUGAAGAAAAUAAGUAGUGCUUUAUCUGUUCUGCUCACUGAAAAACAGAAACAAGAAAAGGAAAAGAAGGCAAACAAGAAAAAGAAGAAAGGUGUAGUGCCCGGUGGUGGUUUGAAAGCAAACAUGAAAGAUACCUUUGAUGAUUAUGGUGCUUUUGAUGGUGGUUACGGCAAUGAGUAUGAUGACUUCAUGUGACAAAGGUUCAUCGUCCCCCUUUCCAUUCCCCCACAAUGCCCAAACGCCCCUGCAGACAUGCAGCAGUACCCUUUCAUGCUACUCAGCGCCAUUUUGGAGUAAAAUGGACAACGUGUCAACCCUUUUUACUUGGUUUAAAGUGGUGACAAACUUUCUUCAUAAAGCUGCUAUCACCCUACUGGUGACAAUGGGCAAAGCAAAUUUAUUAAGAUGGCCUUGAAAUCUUAUUUUAUAUCUCCAAAACAGAGACUUUAUGAUGUGGGACAAUUAUGGUGGAGGUGUCUCCUUUCAUUGUCCUUCAAUGCCUUAGGAAACUUUGUAAAAAAUGUGUUUUUGUUUUGGUUGAAAGUGACUUUUCUUUUUUUAAAGCUGUGCAAUUUCAGUUACACAAAAGUAAAUGUGAUGCUCUAUGCAAGUUCAUUUCUUUUAAGAAUGAUUGUGUCAUUUAUCCACAAUUGCAAACAGGAUCACAGCCUCAGAUUUCCAAACUUAAACCAAAUGAACGUAAUUUUACAUUUACAAUCAGAAGUUGAAAGUUUGCCGGUGCUUAUAGUUUAAACCGUGAUAGCAUAUUUAACAGAGGUGGUGGCACAUGGAUUAAAUGAUGGAUCUGAACACUUGCAAAUUGAAAGUAAAACUUCACUAAACAUCUUGAAUCUGUCAAACCCUGAUCAUGCCAUAUAAGCACAUUAGAAUAAUUAAACUUUUUAGUUUUCCUCAAGUAUUUGAAAUGAAACUAGUAUUUAGCACACGAUCAGAUAAUGCCCCUGAUGGUGGAUUAUUACUAGGUAAAGUCAAGUUAAUGCUUUCUUUUGACCCUUUGUCUUAGAAUAGCUUCUAGAAGUAAAGCUAGCCUUACUUACUUUGUAAAGUAAAAAUGAAUUCAAGCUUUUACUUGGACAAAAUGUGAUAGUGAUACUACAAAGAUACUACAAAGGCAGCGUUUCAUUUUUUUUUAUUAAAGAAUGAAAUUAAUAAAAUCAUUGGUCUAAAUGAAUCACAUGGUAUUUUUGUAAAAAAAAAAUGUUUUUAGAUUAGUAAAUGACAAAUGUCACGUUUGAGUGAAAGUGAGAUGUUUAAAUGCAUUGUCUUUGAUAAUCUGAAGUAUGCAAUAAAUAUUAUUUACAAUU